Messenger RNA from Westerdykella ornata, 1383 nucleotides. Its product is annotated as NAD(P)-binding protein. The transcript has a single exon. The record is from RefSeq and is a predicted model, not a curated record. NCBI's taxonomy places the organism in Eukaryota, Fungi, Ascomycota, Dothideomycetes, Pleosporales, Sporormiaceae. Bases 64 to 1266 code for a protein of 400 amino acids. Gene Ontology annotation, molecular function: nucleotide binding.
GCUCACCCUGCUCGUCCGCUCAAUUGAUAUCCCCAACAAUCCAAUAAUUACUCUCAACUCACCAUGUCGUCCCCCAAAACCGUCCGCUGGGGCAUCCUCGCCACCGGCGGCAUCGCCAAAACCUUCACCAAGGACCUCCUCGUCGACCCGCAAACCCGGGGCGUAACGCACAUCAAGCACACAGUCGUAGCCGCCGCAUCCUCUUCCUCUCAAUCGCGCGCGGAGCAAUUCCUCAAGGAAACAGGCUGCCCGGCAUCCGCGAAGGCCUACGGCUCGUACGAGGACUUCGUAAAGGACCCGGACAUCGACAUCGUGUACAUUGCGACGCCGCACUCGCACCACUACCAGAACGCCAUGCUGGCUUUGGAAGCGGGCAAGAACGUGCUGUGCGAGAAGGCCUUCACGGUGAACGCGGCGCAGGCGAGGGAACUAGCCAACAAAGCGAGGGAGAAGAACCUGUUCCUCAUGGAGGCCGUCUGGACGCGCUACUUCCCCUUAUCCGUCUACGUGCGCGAGCUCGUCACCUCCGGGCGCAUCGGCCCCGUGGCCCGCGUCCUCGUCGACAACAGCAUCGCGUCGGAUCCCGAGGCCGCCUUCAGCGACGGCAAGCACCGGCUCGUGAACCCGGACCUCGCGGGCGGCGCGCUGCUCGACCUGGGCAUCUACAGCUUGACCUGGGUCUUCCAGACGCUGUACCAUACGCAGGAUGAGAAGACGAGACAGCCGCCCAAGGUGCUCGCCGCACUGAAGCAUUAUGGCCCCACGAAGGCCGCGGACGAGGCGACGACCAUGAUCCUCACGUUCCCGCGCUCCGAGGAGGCGGGCGGCGAGGCCCACGCUGUAGCCACCACGUCGUUGCGCGUCGCGACGAUGCCCGGUGGGUUGAAGGAUGUGCCUGGCAUCCGCAUCCAGGGCCCGCAGGGCGAGAUUCAGGUGUUUGGGCCGGCGUACCGGCCGGAGCGGACGCGGCUGGUUCUGAAAGAUGGGACGGUCGAGGAGAAGGAGUGGCCGCAGCCGGGCCCCGGGAAGGGGAGUGGAUGGUACAAUGGGUUUGGAGGGGGCAAGAAUGCCGAGGGCGAGGGCCACGGGAUGUUCUGGGAGGCGGAUGAGGCGGCGACGGCGGUGGUGGAGGGGAGGAAAGAAGGGAAGUAUGAGGGGUUGGAUGAGAGCGUGUUGAUUAUGGAGGUCAUGGAUGAGGUCAGGAGGCAGGGCGGGUUGCGGUAUCCGGAGCAUAUUGAGACGACCAAGUAUCCUACGCACGUUUAGCUUAGGCCGUGGGUACUAUGUAGGUGUGAUGGAUGGAAAAAGGGAUGUAUGUAGUACAAGAGUACAGAGUACAUAGAUAGCGCACGGAGUGAAAUUAAAUCAAAGUCGGUUCUACAA